UCAACGAGACUUUUUCACGUUUACUUCACAGUCACUUGUGCUUUGCUGUCGGAGUUACUGCGAGUUCCGGAAUCUCAGGAAUUUGGGCUGUUCGUCUCCUCAAGCUCCUGCGGUAGCGAACUGAAGAUUUUCUGCGACUGAAAGGUUUGGUUCGAGCUCAAAAUGUCUCAAGCUGAUAAAAUGAAGCAAGGACAGUUUACAAACCCAGAGACUCCUGGGUAUGUGGGAUUUGCGAAUUUGCCAAAUCAGGUACACCGGAAAUCAGUGAAAAAGGGCUUCGAGUUCACUCUCAUGGUGGUGGGCGAGUCGGGUUUGGGGAAGUCCACGCUGAUCAACAGUUUGUUCCUCACUGAUCUCUACCCAGAGAGGGUCAUCCCUGGUGCUGCAGAGAAGAUUGAGCGCACUGUUCAGAUCGAGGCCUCAACUGUGGAGAUCGAGGAGCGUGGAGUGAAGCUGCGUCUCACUGUGGUCGACACGCCUGGAUACGGUGAUGCCAUCAACAGCCAGGACUGUUUUAACACCAUUAUCUCCUACAUUGAUGACCAGUUUGAGCACUACCUGCAUGAUGAGAGUGGACUCAACCGCAGGCACAUUGUGGACAACCGUGUGCACUGCUGCUUCUACUUCAUUUCCCCUCUGGGUCACGGGAUGAAGCCUCUAGAUGUCCAAUUCAUGAAGGCCAUUCACAACAAAGUGAAUGUCGUUCCUGUUAUUGCUAAAGCAGAUACGCUGACACUGAGGGAGAGAGAGAGACUCAAGCGCAGAAUUCUGGAUGAAAUCGAUGAGCAUGGCAUCAAGAUCUAUCACCUCCCUGAUGCCGAGUCUGAUGAGGAUGAAGAUUUCAAAGAGCAGACCCGGAUUCUCAAGGCCAGCAUACCGUUUGCCGUGGUGGGAUCCAACCAGCAGAUUGAGGCUAAGGGGAAGAAAGUGAGGGGGCGUCUGUACCCAUGGGGUGUGGUGGAGGUAGAAAACCCAGAACACAAUGACUUCCUCAAACUUCGCACUAUGCUAAUCACCCACAUGCAGGACCUGCAAGAAGUCACUCAGGACCUUCACUACGAGAACUUCCGCUCCGAGCGCCUCAAACGGGGCGGCAGGUUGUCCUCCCAUGGUUACAUUCUGCCUCUGUUGCCUGCGAAAGGUCCGGAGCCAGAGGAAAUGGACAAGGAUGUAAUCUUACAGGAGAAGGACGCUGAGCUGAGACGGAUGCAGGAGAUGAUCGCUAAGAUGCAGGCGCAGAUGCAGAAACACGGAGAUGGAGAUUGAGAUGGCCCACACCUGUGAGAAACCCGACGCAGACCUGUCAUUCGAGCUUGACCCAGUCAGACACGGAACGAGAGGAAGUGUUGCUAAAAGUGGAGAAAGAGGAGUGACUGGUCCUUAGCUCACCUUGCUUGCCAUUUUCUUAGUUUCUUUCACUCUUGUAUGAUUAAAUGUGUUUUGUCAAUUUUUUUAAAAGCAGUAUUAAGUGUUGUUUUUUUUUUUUUUUUUUUAUGCUGUUCCUGAUAUUCAUUUUUUUUUCAGUUCCAGUAACCAAAAAUUAAGAGCAACCAUUAGUAAUUUAGAAAACCAAAUCUGUUACGAAAGCCAAAUGCUGCUGAGAAGGAAUCUUCUACUGUAGAGCACCUUUAUUAGUAGUGACCACUCAAAUUCAUUUCUGUCCCAUCUAGCUUAAAUAACACUGUGAAAAUACAAGCAGCUGUUGAAUUUGA
Molecule: messenger RNA, 1712 nt
Organism: Carassius carassius (crucian carp)
Lineage: Eukaryota; Metazoa; Chordata; Actinopteri; Cypriniformes; Cyprinidae
Product: septin-2B-like
Exons: 13
Coding region: 163-1266 (367 amino acids)
Biological process (GO): cell division; cilium assembly; cytoskeleton-dependent cytokinesis
Cellular component (GO): septin ring; cell division site; microtubule cytoskeleton
Molecular function (GO): GTP binding; GTPase activity; molecular adaptor activity
Source: RefSeq, a predicted model, not a curated record